Baudoinia panamericana UAMH 10762 is the source of this 2105-nucleotide messenger RNA. RefSeq lists its product as uncharacterized. Gene Ontology annotation, biological process: conjugation with cellular fusion. Gene Ontology annotation, cellular component: mating projection tip. Gene Ontology annotation, molecular function: phosphatidylinositol binding; protein binding. NCBI's taxonomy places the organism in Eukaryota, Fungi, Ascomycota, Dothideomycetes, Mycosphaerellales, Teratosphaeriaceae. Bases 185 to 2062 code for a protein of 625 amino acids. The transcript has 3 exons. The record is from RefSeq and is a predicted model, not a curated record.
CAGAUACUUCGAUUGCAUCCAUUACAAAAGACACACCACAGGCCAACAACACCGGUCGCAACAUUACCUAAGCGAAGGCGACUGGACUGUUUCGUUGCGAUCGCAUACAAGACAUUGACGCGACGCAGUGGCAGACUGGUCUGACGGGCCGCUCAGCGAGGCCUUUGCGCCGCAUUGGGCUACGAUGAAGUUCCGACGGUCUAUGAAGAGCGACAGCAGCAAGCAUGACUCAGCGAAGCCCGUGCAGAUAUCGAUUCCACAGAAGGACGCCAUAGCCAUCGAGCCACCGAAGAAGGUCAUAAAAGCCCUCUACGACUACAAUGCGCCCGCCGAUCCCGCCAUCUACCUCUCCUUCUCCGCUGGUGACUUUUUACAUGUCGUAGGUCGGGAAGAUGACCAAGACUGGUACGAGGCCUGCAAUCCACUGGCGAAUACACGCGGUCUGGUGCCGGUGAAGUACUUCGACGAGGUGGGCAAGACAGUGCGGACGAGCGGCGGCUCCUCAAAUUCCAUGAGCGCGACGCACGACAGUGGGUAUGCGGAGAAUGCCUCGACGGCGCGCAGCGUAGGGACAUCAAGGACGAGCACGAUGAAUGGCAGCCAGUCGGACAUACCGCCUAUGCCGGGACAUCGGUCCAGUAAGUCCAUCAGUAAAGGCAUAGGCGGUGUGUAUGGCAUCGUGUCGUACGACUUCAAUGCCGAGCGGCCGGACGAGCUGGAUGCGAAGGAGGGCGAGGCUAUCAUUGUCAUUGCUCAGUCGAACCCGGAGUGGUUCGUGGCGAAGCCGAUUACGAGGUUAGGAGGGCCCGGGCUCAUACCUGUGUCCUUCAUUGAGAUACGGGACAUGACGACUGGCAAGGCGGUGGACGAUCCGGUGGCUGCGGUGGCGAAAGCUGGUAUUCCGAGGGUUGAAGAGUGGAAGAAGAUGGCUGCAGAGUACAAGAACACGAGUAUCCCGCUAGGCACAGUUUCCAGCAGUCAGCAAGUGCAAGGCUUGCAGCAAGGUAUGGAGCGUAUGAGUCUUGGAUCGCAACACCAGAAUGGGCACGGGGCCGGACAUUCACGGCAACCCAGCGCCUACCAAUAUCAACAGCAACAACAGCAGAAUCUUUACGCACCAGAAAGGGCAUCCGUGCCUCGAUACAUAUUUGCGGACGACAAGUUUCACUUUAUAGUCGAAGCCAGGAUGUCGAAUGGCACGCAUUGGGACUUACAGCGGGUGUACGAGGACUUUUACGAGCUCCAGAUCAAUUUGAUCAACGCUUUUCCGGAGGAGUCUGGCCAGGUUCCCGGAAAGCCGCGAGUACUACCGUACAUGCCUGGUCCGGUGAAAUUCGUAACAGAUGGCAUCAGCGAAGGACGAAGGGCGAAUCUGGACGAGUACUUACGAGACCUGCUAAGGUUACCGCCGCACAUUACAUGCUCAUCACUAGUACGGACCUUCUUCACGCCAAGAGGACCUGAUUAUGAGGUAGACCCGAAUGCUGUGGACCUGGAGGCGCAUGCUCGACCGAAGGAAGCGCAUGACAGGUAUUCGGCAGCGACACAGGAAUCAUACGGCAAUAACGUAUACCAGACACAAAGCCAGAUGCGGCAAAUUGCAAGCCAGCCAGUACAUCAGUAUUCACAAUCACAAACCUCGAACGGACCGUAUGGCCAUCAAAGAGGAACGUCGAAUCAAAGCCCCUACCACUCACCAACCGAAAACCAACAACAUCCAGUCCCAGCCACACGACAGAUGACGGAUAUGUCGAGCGCUUCUGGUACAUCCGUGCAAUCGACCGGCCCUGUCAAGGUUAAAGCGUGGUUCGAUCGCGACACUUGCGUUGUCAUUCGGAUGCCGCCACGCGGCCAAUUCACGUACGAGGAGCUGUAUCGCAAGAUCGUCGAGCGGAGGAAGCUCGAAUACAAGGGUCAGGACCAGAGCGAGGAGGAUCUUGAUAUAGAGUAUCGGGAUGAGAAGGAUGGGGAAUACUACCGUUUGGAGGGCGAUGAGGAUUUGGAGAUUGCCGUUGAGAGGAACGAGAAGCUUACGCUGGCUGUGAGGGCGGCGGGGACGUGAAGAGGAGGGUCGUUUGGGUUGAUUUGGAUGUCCGUUACUUAGG